Molecule: messenger RNA, 714 nt
Organism: Panicum virgatum (switchgrass)
Lineage: Eukaryota; Viridiplantae; Streptophyta; Magnoliopsida; Poales; Poaceae
Product: peroxidase 54-like
Exons: 3
Coding region: 1-714 (237 amino acids)
Biological process (GO): response to oxidative stress
Molecular function (GO): heme binding; peroxidase activity
Source: RefSeq, a predicted model, not a curated record
AUGAGGCCAAACGGCGGCAAGAUAGCAGCGCACCGGGGAUCGAGGAUACAGUCCAUAGUUGCUGCCUGCUGGGAACAAAAUGGAUACAGUCCUUGUAUUCAGAGAACAUAUUGUAGUGAAAUGGCAGGAGGACCGUACUGGAGGGUGAUGGUGGGCCGCAGGGACGGCAUGGAGGCGAACUUCGACGGCGCCCAGAACCUCCCGAGCCCCAAGGAUCCGCUGGAUAGUCUUACGCAGAAGUUCGCCGACCUUGGCCUCGACGACACCGAUUUCGUCGCGCUCCAAGGAGCACACACGAUCGGCCGCGCGCAGUGCCAGUCCAUCCAGGACAGGCUCUACAACUUCAGCGGCACGGAGCAGGCGGACCCGACGCUGGACCGUGCGUACCUCGCCGCCCUCCGGCAGCGCUGCCCGGCGGCGGCGGGCGGCGGCGGCACGGGCCUCAACGACCUCGACCCGGCCAUGCCGAACAUGUUCGACAACAGCUACUACGCCAACAUCCGGUGCAACCGCGGCCUGCUCAGGUCCGACCAGGCGAUGGUCUCCGCGCCGGAAGAGGGCACGGAAUCCACCGCGCCCAUCGUCCAGCGUUUCGCCAAAAGCCAGGCCCAGUUCUUCCAAAGCUUCGCGACGGCCAUGAUCAAGAUGGGAAACAUCGCGCCGCUCACAGGAAGCAUGGGGGAGGUCAGGAGGAACUGCAGGGUGGUGAACUGA